Solanum dulcamara is the source of this 1072-nucleotide messenger RNA. Its product is annotated as gamma-secretase subunit APH1-like. Gene Ontology annotation, molecular function: protein-macromolecule adaptor activity. Gene Ontology annotation, biological process: protein processing; positive regulation of catalytic activity. NCBI's taxonomy places the organism in Eukaryota, Viridiplantae, Streptophyta, Magnoliopsida, Solanales, Solanaceae. Gene Ontology annotation, cellular component: gamma-secretase complex; endoplasmic reticulum; membrane. Bases 130 to 885 code for a protein of 251 amino acids. The transcript is spliced from 6 exons. The record is from RefSeq and is a predicted model, not a curated record.
CGAUCAUUCUUCUUUUAGAAUUUUCGAAACAUUGACCCCUCAAAGUUUCUGUUUUUUCAAAGUGUCCACUCCCUUUGUUCUUCUUCUUGAUUGCCAAACUUGCUGCGGAGUAAGGAAGCAGCUAAAGCCAUGACAGUAGCAGCAGGAUUUGGAUACGCUUUGUUAGCUCUUGGCCCUUCUCUCUCCCUCUUCAUUGCUCUUAUCUCUAAAAAACCCUUCUUGAUUCUCACACUUCUUUCAAGUACAUUGGUAUGGCUUAUGAGUCUGAUAGUAAUGUCAGCACUUUGGAGGGCUUUCCUUCCACUGAAAACCACAGCAUGGUGGCCAUAUACAAUCCUCAUACUCACUUCUGUUGGUUUCCAAGAAGGGCUUCGUAUUCUCUUCUGGAAAGUUUACAAGAAGCUGGAGGAUAUAUUGGACGCAUUUGCUGACAGAGUCUCUAAACCUCGCCUCUUUAUGACGGACAAGAUGCAAAUUGCUCUUGCUGGGGGUUUGGGACAUGGUGUGGCUCAUGCUGUGUUUUUUUGCCUUGGCCUUUUGACACCUGCAUUUGGACCAGCGACAUAUUAUGUAGAGAAAUGCUCAAAGAUACCCUUCUUUCUUGUUUCUGCAAAUAUAGCGCUUGCAUUUGCUACGAUCCACACUUUCUCCAUGGUUAUUGCGUUCAGUGGAUAUGAAGAAGGAAACAAAGUGGACCAGUGUUUUGCUCCUGUUGUUCACGUAAUUGCUGGCAUGUUGACACUGGCAAAUCUUGCAUUUGGAGGCUGCAUGAUUGGCAUUCCACUUCUCUAUUGUGUAGCAAUUGUGACUUUGGUACAUUGCGGAAAGACGGCAUGGAGGAGAUUGAUAGAAAGCAGGGAAGGAAGCUUUAGCAAUAGCCAGUAAGCAAGAAAGCGUUUGCUUUAGGCCUCCAAAAUAUUUCAUACUGAAGUAGUGAAGUUUACGAUUUUCUUUUGACGAAAUACAUACACAGACACUCAAACUUUGACGUAAUUUUCAUUUUAACACCAAAUCUUUGCUUUGUACCUAUUGAACACCUAAUAUUGCAAAAAAAAUAAAUGUUUUUAUUCAA